Messenger RNA from Lucilia cuprina (Australian sheep blowfly), 2835 nucleotides. RefSeq lists its product as uncharacterized. NCBI's taxonomy places the organism in Eukaryota, Metazoa, Arthropoda, Insecta, Diptera, Calliphoridae. Bases 107 to 2290 code for a protein of 727 amino acids. The record is from RefSeq and is a predicted model, not a curated record. The transcript has 6 exons.
ACAAUAUUGAUGAUUUCACAUAGAAAAAAAGAUAAACAAAUAGUUACAUAAGAAAAAAAACAUCAUUUUUUUACCACACCCUUGUAGAUCUGCAACAGCCAAUGUAAUGCCUGCACGUCGUGCUGGUGGUGGUGUGACCACCGUUCGCCGCAAACAUUCGUUGGGUAAUUUACGUCGUGCUCAUCCAGCCUCGGGUGCAACAUGGAAUGUUCAGGUGGUUCGUGGAAAAAUGUCCUCAAAAUGUUUAUGGCAUGCUUGUAGAGCAUUAGUAUUGGGUCUUACUUUGUUAGCGGUGGGUGCGGGAAUGGCAACAUUGGGUUACUAUGCCGACCACUUAUCAAUUGGCUCCGAAAUACGUGGCAAUGCUACUGUACGUGUUAAAAAUGAUCUCAAGGGUUUUCAUCUAAAUAAUUUCUCUUACGUGGGUCCCAUAGUUAUGGGUUUUGGUGGUUUUAUUGUGGUCGCUUCGUGUGUCAUGACAUUCGAGGCACGUGAUUCGGCUGCCAAAGUUGUGCCGGCACGUUUAAGAGCUGGCACUGGCAGUAAAAUGACUGUGCGCAGCAAUCAAAGUAGUUCAGCCUCACAAAGAAGAGCUAUAGGCAUGCAAUUUCAAAAUACCCGCUGGGAUCAACAGUUUGGUGUUUUUCGUUCUUCCCCAGCCGCUGAAGUACCUCAAACCACUAAUAUGCCCCUUGAUCGUGAAGCCUUAACUGCUGAAUUAGUAAAAUUUUCUAAAUCGCUCAGUGCAUCUGCUCGCUUUUCACCACAACUACGACGUCUCACCUACACUGGUUCUGUGCCAAAUCUCUCCACUCAUCAUGCCACACAUCCCCUCGCAUAUUCCACUAAUUUAUCACAUUUACUCUCGCCGAAUCACAAACCACUGCUGUUGCUGGAACCUAAACGACAUCGUAAUCAUCAUCGACAUCAUCAUCACCACCACAAUAACCACCAUCAUCAUCAACACCAACAACAACAUUACAAUACAAAUAAUCGUUCCUCAAUGGCAACAACAACAACUACCAUUAACGAUAUAAGUAAUCGUCAGAUCAAAAAUCGUGGUACACGUAUUAGUAAUAGUUUAAUUCAAAGAACAACACGUGAAAGUGUUACAUCUGCCACCUGUACACUGUUGCAGCCACCGAGUGGCAAUAAUAAAUUGUACUGGCAUGCAGCCUCAUUCGAUGAGAGUUGUCGUUUGAUGGCCGAUAAACAGCAACAACAGAGAGAUCGGGUAGCAGAACGUACAAGACGUUCGGAUACGGCCAAGCGUCAUGUUUUAGCGCGUCAAAAGCCCAUCGAACAAGAGGAAGAUCGCGAUAAGUUAUCAUCUAGUCCUUUGGGAAAUCGAAGAUGUUCUACCAUGUCGGAUUCUUCGUAUAGUGGCCGCUGGACGGCUCGUUGUGCUUCUAUUGCCAGUCGUGCUUCUAGCAUAGAUUCAAGACGUAUACAAGUAGAUUUACAUAGUCCGGAGGUAAUGCCCAAAUCUAUAUUACGUUCACCGAAACGUUAUAGCUCAGGUCCAUCGACAACACCUUCAGUCGAAAAGGAAUUUCGAAGUCAACUUUCCGUAUGUUCUGAGCCACCCGCCGCCAUACGUCAACUCUCGGGUCAAUCAAGUCUAGAACCAUGUCUGCCCGAAGAAGCUAUAGAGCUUGCAGAUGCAGAUAGCUAUCAAAUUUCCCAAACCGAAACUCCUCGUUCGUUAACUACUACCACAAUAAUCAAUCCAGUAGAUCUUCCACCGCCACCACAAUCACCAACAACACCACCGGCGCCACCGCCAACAGCAUUACCAACAACUAAACCGGAAAUUAAAUCACCCAACCGGUCUGGUAUAUUGAAGAAACCCCGCCCCGAUUCAUUACCACUAAUGCAAAAUUCUGCCGUUAUUGAUUUUAGUAAAACCACCAACGUCAAUCAUGAACGUUAUAAAAAUCUGCAACGCAGCAAUUCCUCACGCACUUAUGAUCGUCCCAAAUGCCAUAAAACCUCAGAACAUGAUGAUUCCAUAUUUUAUAUACGUUCCGAACAUAGAGUUCUACAGCACUGUAAUGAUUUCUAUGAUUCCGAACAGGUUAUCAAUGAAAGACGUUCAACUCUGCUGAAGGCGGAUAGUGAAACUGCUUUGGCCGAACGUAAGUUAAGUUCCUUUUCAAUACCGGAAAGAAUAUUGGAGCAAUCGGGGUCAGGGACGGGUGGAGAUAUUGAGGAAUCAAAACCUCCUGACGAUAUCGUCUUGCAGAUUGAAGUGGACAGUAAUAAAGAGGAAGAGAAUAAUAUUGUAUAGAGUUUAAGCAGCUGAUACUUAUUAAUUAAUUAAUGAAUUAAACGGAAUUACUUUACAACUCAAAGUUGUAGUUGUGUAGAAGAAAAGUGAAAUACAUUAAUGUUAGUAACAAAUAUUAUAUAAAAAUAUUAGAGUGUAAUUUUUUUUGUUUUCAAUUUUCCUUUUACAUCUUUUCUCAUUUGUUAUAAUUUGAAGUCUUUUAGUCCAAGGAGAUUUAAGUUAGAGGUUGUGUAAAUUUAUAUUUAGUAAAAUUAGGUGAAAAAAAAUUUUGCUUUAAUUUUUCUUUAGUUUUCUAAAUAAUCUUUCAAUGUAUUAAUUAGUUAAUCACAAUCCUUGGUAGGUAAAAGUAUGUACGUAAAAGCAAUACGUAUCUCUAUAAUAGUUUAUAUCUCAUUAGAGAUCUUUCUAAAUCGGUAAAUCGGCAAAUUUGAUAAAUGUUUUGUUUGCCCUAUUAUAUUAUUUUUUCCACCAAUUUUUGGGAUCUAAAAAUACUACGGUUCAGCUCCAGUUCAGUUCUAGUUCAAGUUUCAUUUAGUUCCAGUUAA